GAUGCUUAAUAAUAGGUCAUAUCAUAGGUUUCUGUAUUCCUCAUUAUAAAUUUUCUUUAAACAAUAAUUGUCUAGAUGUAUUUAUUUUAUUUUAUUACAUUAUAAGUAUUAAAUAAAAAUAAUUAAUAAAAGUCGCUUAUAACUCACCCACUUUUUGCUGAAAAUUCAAAUUAAUUUCAUAUAUUUAAAUCACAACGAAUCAGAACCAAAUUCAUAAACAAACACUAACACUCUUCAUUUCCAAAAGAAUGACUUCAUCGAUCAAUGGAAGAAAACCAAGUGAUAUUUUCAAAGCACAAACUCUCUUAUACAAACACCUAUUCGCCUUCAUAGAUUCCAUGUGUCUUAAAUGGACAGUUGAAAUGAACAUACCAAAUAUCAUCCAUGAUCAUGGCCAACCAAUUUCUCUUUCAAACCUAGUUUCAAUUCUUCAUGUUCCAUCCUCCAAAGCCGGUAACGUGCAGCGUCUCAUGCGUUACCUUGCACACAAUGGAUUCUUCGAGAUUGUGACGAAUCGAGAGAUGGAAAAUGAAGAAGAAGCUUAUGCUCUAACUGUUGCAUCAGAGCUUCUGGUUAAAGAAAGUGACCUUUGUUUAGCAGCAAUGGUUGAGUGUAUUCUUGAUCCAACGCUUUCGGGUUCGUAUCAUGAGCUGAAAAAGUGGAUUUAUGAGGAGGAUCUUACACUCUUUGGUGUUACUUUAGGAUCUGGUUUUUGGGAUUUUCUUGAUAAGAAUCCUGAUUAUAAUAGAUCGUUUAACGAAGCCAUGGCUAGUGAUUCUAAAAUGAUAAACUUGGCUUUGAGGGAUUGUGAUUUUGUGUUUGAAGAGUUGGAAUCGAUUGUGGAUGUUGGUGGUGGAACUGGAACAACUGCUAAGAUUAUUUGUGAGACAUUUCCUAAGUUGAAAUGUGUUGUUUUUGAUAGGCCACAGGUUGUUGAGAAUUUAUCAGACACAAACAAUCUGAGCUAUGUUGGUGGUGACAUGUUCUCAUCUAUUCCUAAUGCUGAUGCUGUUCUUCUUAAGUGGAUUUUACAUAAUUGGACCGAUAAGGAUUGCAUAAGGAUAUUGAAAAAAUGUAAAGAAGCUGUAACAAGUGAUGGAAAAAGAGGAAAAGUGAUUGUGAUAGAUAUGGUGAUAAAUGAAAAGAAAGAUGAGAAGAAUCUUACUCAAAUGAAGCUUCUUAUGGAUGUAAACAUGGCAUGUCUCAAUGGAAAAGAGAGAAAAGAGGAAGAAUGGAAGAAGCUCUUUGAGGAAGCUGGCUUUCAAGACUAUAAGAUAUCUCCUUUGACUGGAUUUUUGUCUCUUAUUGAGAUCUAUCCUUAAACAUUGUUCUCAAUUACACAUAACAAACACUUCCAUUUUUAAACAUAGUUUAAGAAAACUAGAAGUGAUUGACUAUAAUUAUUUAUAUGAUGAUAUAGUUUUGGUUUAUGACACCAAUCACAACUUGUUAUUACGUGUCAGCACUUAUAGGUUGUGAUCAAUUCUAUUGUUUUCAUUAUAUGAUGCAAUGUUUUGAUCUAUUUCGAUGUUGUACUAUUAUAAUUUGAAUUUGUUAAAAAUGGGUUUAAGAGCCA
Molecule: messenger RNA, 1576 nt
Organism: Lathyrus oleraceus (garden pea)
Lineage: Eukaryota; Viridiplantae; Streptophyta; Magnoliopsida; Fabales; Fabaceae
Product: isoflavone-7-O-methyltransferase 9
Exons: 2
Coding region: 249-1322 (357 amino acids)
Molecular function (GO): O-methyltransferase activity; protein dimerization activity
Source: RefSeq, a predicted model, not a curated record